UAGAAAAAAAUAACAACACGUGCGUAGUGGUGAAGAACGAGAAAAAGUGAAAAAAACUGAAAUAUAAUUUUUAAUUUAUCAUAAGAAAGAAUUAAUUUAGCAAUUUUUAAUAAAACAAAAUGAAAACUAAACAAGUUAAACAGAAAAAACCGAUUGAACCGGAUAGUGAUUCUAGUUUUGAAGAGGAGGAUGAUGGUAAACAAAUCGGCGAUAUGCUAGCAGAUUCAGACAACGAUGAUGAUGAUGAAGAAAUGGAGGAAGGUGAUGUAGGACCUGUUACCGAUAGUUCUGAUGAUGAUGACAAAGAUAUGGCUGAUGAAAAGCCAACAACUAGUAAAAAUGCGCGAAAAUUGUCAGCUAAUGAUAAAAGUAAUAAAGAAAAUGACUCCAGCGAAGGGGAAGAUGAUGGUGAUGAUGAUGACGACGAUGAUGAUGAUGAUGAGGAAGACGAUAAAGAACCUGAAGUUAGAAUGCCUAUUAUAAAUCCCUUAAGUUUGAUGCGUAAUAAGGAACAAAGAACGGCUUUGUUUCGUAAAAUGAAAAAGGAAAAGCAUAAAAAGAAAAUGCAAGAACGUAGAGCCAGACGCAAAGCCGGCGUCCCCAGAAACCCAGGUCACACUAUUGAAAGUUUAAGAGAAAAAGAUCAGACCACUGUCAACAACUUGGAUGAUUCAGAUAAUGAGGAACUGCGCAAAGAAUUGCAAUUGGAUGAUUUUAGUUCGUAUUUUGAACGCACCUACGAACCUAAAGUCCUUAUUACUUUUGCCGAUAAUCCGGUGACAAAAACCCGAAAAUUUGGUUUGGAGUUGGGACGUAUAUUCCCCAAUGCUUUGGUGAAAAUCCGCAACAAGUCAUCCGUUAAGAAAAUCUGUAAAUCUGCUAUACGUGAAGAAUACACCGAUGUUGUUAUCAUCAAUGAGGAUAGACGCAAACCUAAUGGUUUACUCGUUAUACAUUUACCCAAUGGACCUACUGCCCUGUUUAAAGUAUCCAAUGUUAAGUUAACAUCCGAUAUGAAAAGAGAUCACAAAGAAAUUACCAAACAUCGUCCUGAAGUUAUACUUAACAACUUUACCACACGUUUGGGUUUGACGGUAGGUCGUAUGUUGGGUGCUCUAUUUCAUCAUGAUCCCGAAUUUAAGGGACGUCGUGCUGUUACUUUUCACAAUCAACGUGAUUACAUAUUCUUCCGUCAUCAUCGCUAUGAAUUCACCAAGGAGGGAAAACGUGUCAAAUUACGUGAAUUGGGUCCACGUUUCACAUUGAAAUUGCGUUCUCUACAGGAAGGUACCUUCGAUAGCAAAACUGGUGAUUAUGCCUGGAUUAUAACGAACAAACGUCAUGCUCUGGAAGCCUCCAGACGUCGUUUCCACUUGUAGUUGUGUUUAAGACCGAUUUCUUUUGUUUUUAAGUUUCUAACAAUGUAAUUUUUAAAUACAUUUUAUUAAAAUUUUGUAAAAAGAA
Molecule: messenger RNA, 1464 nt
Organism: Lucilia cuprina (Australian sheep blowfly)
Lineage: Eukaryota; Metazoa; Arthropoda; Insecta; Diptera; Calliphoridae
Product: probable ribosome production factor 1
Exons: 1
Coding region: 120-1379 (419 amino acids)
Biological process (GO): maturation of 5.8S rRNA; maturation of LSU-rRNA
Cellular component (GO): nucleolus; preribosome, large subunit precursor
Molecular function (GO): rRNA primary transcript binding
Source: RefSeq, a predicted model, not a curated record